AUUUGCUAACCAAAUCAGGUGUUGCUGUUAGUGUUACUUCAUGCAAGUGGUAAGAAAGCCUUUAUCUUUCAAACAUAGUCCUUUUCUAGCUCUUGUAUUUUGUUGCAACGCGUUGUUGUGGGUCACAAUCAUGUCGGCAGGUCCUCUGUUUGUCAACGUGAACAAAUGGAUCUUGGAUAAUGAGAAUGAUUUUCUACCACCAGUAUGCAACAAACUAAUGCACCAACAGCAGCUGAACGUCAUGUUCGUUGGAGGACCCAACACAAGAAAAGACUAUCACAUCGAGGAAGGAGAAGAGAUCUUCUACCAGCUGAAAGGAGAUAUGUGUCUGAAGGUAGUUGAAAAUGGAAAACACAAGGAUGUGCACAUCAAAGAAGGAGAGAUGUUCCUGCUGCCGGCCCGUAUCCCCCAUUCCCCCCAAAGAGAAGCCAACACUGUAGGACUGGUGGUGGAGAGGAUGCGGCUACCCACUGAGACGGACUGCCUGAGGUACUAUGUUGACAAUUCAACAGAAAUUCUGUUUGAGAGGUGGUUCUUCUGUCAGAACCUAGGAACGCAACUGGUGCCUAUAAUAAAGGAGUUCUUUGCCACGAAUCAGCACAAAACAGGAAAACCUGAUCCAAACGAAAUCUUCCGGCAGCCUCCGUUCCCCAUGAACACCAUGAACGUGAUGUCCCCAUUCUGCUUCAAGGACUGGCUUGAUAAACAGAGGGGCCCCCUGGCCGCCGGGGGCCACAUAGACGUGUUCGGAGCGCAGUUCGAGACUGAGGUGAUUCUGUAUGGAGCCGGGCAGACAGAACUGUGUACGAAACAAAAUGAUGCUUGGAUUUGGCAGCAGGAGGGCUCGUCAACAGUAACUAUAGACGAUCAGGAAUUUUCUCUUUCUUCUGGAGACAGUUUACUUAUUCUGGCGCAGAGCCAGUAUCAAUGGCUGAGGGAAAAUGGUACUGUGGCCUUGUUCGUGGUUCAGAACCCAGAGAGGAAAAUACAUUGAUCAGAUGCUCUUCUUUCACAAACAUACACUCAAGAACACAUAUCCAAGUCUAUACGUUAUGGUCCAAUCAUUUCACUGCUUGACUUUUAGGAUGGAUUCCAGUGCCUUGAACUGCGGUAUAUUCUGCCUUAACUAUUCAACUUCUGUACCAAGUUGAAGAGCAAACUCUAUGAAGUAUUAUUAAAAGUUAAUUAUACACUUCUUUAGAAGUGUUAGUACUCCAAGGGGAAUUGCAAUUGAUUUGUAUUACUUACUUUGUAGCCUUCCAACUUUGUUCUCAUUGUCAUUAUAUAAAGGGUUAGUUAUAAUUAGGUUCGGUAUAAUGAAAUUGGUUACAACUGAAAAGACACCUACUUCCCUUUCUAGUAGAGGUCCCUCUAUUUUAUUUUCACCACAUCCACUUAAGUUUGUAUACAAAGUUUUAAUCUUGAAAUAUAGCUGUGAGCAGCAAUGUGGGUGUCAAGCAUAAUGGGACUCGAUAAACUAAUUCUGCCGGGCAGACGUAAUCGGCUAGGCGGCUACAUGACGACCGUAUAGGUAAUCGGUAACGUCGACAGCUGGUGGAAUGAACUAGAGCAGUGGUUCUCAAACUUUUUACCAUGAGUACCACCUUAGAAAUGAUUUGGCUCUCCAAGUACCACCAGAAUUAAAAUAAAGUGCAUAGGCCUAUAACUACAUAGAGUUUACACAGAAGGCAUUAAUAUUAAUAUUGCGAUUUACUAUUCACUUAACUUUACUUGACUGAAGCAACCAACUGUCUGCAUUAAAACAUUCACAGCACUGAAUAUUAAUUUUAACAACUGCAGUUAACCAAUCAUGUGAUGUAAAUUGUACUGCAUCAAAACAUUCAACGAAUUGAACAUGAAUAUUUAAAUACUGGAGUCAAACAAUCAUGUUAUAAGCAAUAAUAAUAAUAAUAAUAAUAAUAAUAAAUCUUAUUUAUAAUGCACUUUAUAUUCAAGAAUCUCAAAGUGCUUCAGAGAAAAAAAAUACCAAAAAAACUAUUAAAAAGGGGGAACCUCAAAGAAAGUUUAGCUAAAUGCUCUUUUAAAGAGAUGGGUUUUGAGGUUCCGCAAUUGCAACAUUAAUCCUGCACAGCAAAGAGAGAAAUCAUGUGUACAGCGAAAACACUGUAAUCAAACUAUCAUUAGUAAGAACAAGUGUAUUAUAGAAAAACAACGUAUUCAGUAUUUAAACUACUGCAGUAAGUGCCAUAAGGUCAGAAUAUAAACUAUGUUUAGGUUUGAAGGAGAAUGUACUCAGGCACACAUUGAAAAUUAAGAAUAAAAAAGAAAUUGGUAAUGGCGACUCUGGGCUUAUCAUGCUUAGUGAGACAACACAGUCUCACUCCGAGAACGUCAAAUACCGACUGUUGGCAAAGGCCCUUUAGCGUCGGUGACUGACGGGAAAGGUACCCUUUUUAUUCGCUCGGUGACGGUAAAGGUACCCUUCGGCGUCUUCUGCAUACGGAAUGGGGGGUGCCUCACUACGUCUCUAAUAGACGAUGUGAGCAUCUUUCCUAUUGGAUAGUUUUUUAGGAUAUUCUUCUGUGAAAAUGGCGGACAUACUUUUUAUCCUGGGUGGAAAAUAUGAUAUUUUAGAAUAGUUACACCAUUAAAAGUGUUUAUGUAAACCUUUUUAGCGAGAAAUGUGCAUUUUACUUUCAUAAUCGUCGUUCGGCGAAUGUGAAGGAUGUUUGGUUUGAUAGAUAUGACGAAGAAUAUUUCAUCGGGCGAUAAUGGCCGGCGUACAGGCAUCCCGGGCUCACGAAAAUAGGUGACACUGUCACGUUAUUUAAUCUAUUGAAACGUGAUCAGGUACACGUAUUUUCUAAAUGUUCGUGUCAAAAAGCACAUUUUUCAAACUCAUGCAUAUCAAUUGGAAGUAUUUGUCGUGAUUUGUCACUAAGCACGACUUCCAUCUAAGGUUCUGUCCGGGAGCUUUCUCCCUAUUGUCCCUUAAGGAGCUCCGUACAGAACAUUUAUUGUUAAAAAUUGUCUGUGAUAACUAAGAAUAUGACAGCUUUUCCAGUCUCACCAAUAUGCGCACAGAUCG
This is a messenger RNA of Gadus chalcogrammus (walleye pollock), 3049 nucleotides long. It is a transcript of the gene haao, whose product is annotated as 3-hydroxyanthranilate 3,4-dioxygenase. The record is from RefSeq and is a predicted model, not a curated record. The transcript is spliced from 10 exons. The coding region runs from base 41 to 994 and encodes 317 amino acids. Gene Ontology annotation, cellular component: cytoplasm. Gene Ontology annotation, biological process: quinolinate metabolic process; 'de novo' NAD+ biosynthetic process from L-tryptophan. Gene Ontology annotation, molecular function: iron ion binding; 3-hydroxyanthranilate 3,4-dioxygenase activity. NCBI's taxonomy places the organism in Eukaryota, Metazoa, Chordata, Actinopteri, Gadiformes, Gadidae.